This is a messenger RNA of Eleginops maclovinus (Patagonian blennie), 9887 nucleotides long. Its product is annotated as CLIP-associating protein 1-A-like. Gene Ontology annotation, cellular component: mitotic spindle; kinetochore; cytoplasmic microtubule. NCBI's taxonomy places the organism in Eukaryota, Metazoa, Chordata, Actinopteri, Perciformes, Eleginopidae. The transcript is spliced from 39 exons. The record is from RefSeq and is a predicted model, not a curated record. The coding region runs from base 2128 to 6705 and encodes 1525 amino acids. Gene Ontology annotation, biological process: establishment of mitotic spindle localization; mitotic spindle assembly. Gene Ontology annotation, molecular function: microtubule binding; kinetochore binding.
GUCCAGCUCCUGUGGCAUCCCCUCACCUGCAGACAAACACUAAAUAAAUCACUCGAUAUAAAAAGCAAUGGUUUCUGUUAAAGGAACGAUGAUGAAAGAGGUUAUUCAUGUAGAAUCAGAAAUGAUUUUAGUGUAAAUCAUAAAGGCCAAUUCAUUAUCUCUCAAUCAGCUAAUUGAUUGAUUGUUCUUGAUUUGUGUUCACUUUAUUUUACUCUAAAAACACAUUAAACGUAGCUCUGUUGUGAUUGGUCAACCACUUAGAGAUGUCCCGCCCCUUAGCCUACAAUGUGUUGAAGCACUAGCCAAUAGGAACGCGAGUGUUCCACUGUGAAGUCACUAUGUUCCGGAAGUAAACAAAGGAGUCCAAUGGAGGGGUGUUUGUAUAUCUAAUGAAUAUUAUGGGAUGUUUUCUGGUUGUUUUUCUCCCACAUGAGUGACUCACGGUUGAGCUCGGCAGCCACCAGCUCCAGCCGGUAGCUGGACUCCGGGAUGUUGGGCUGCAGAUUGGGCGAUAUGUUCAUCAGACGGCCAUCAGCGCUGAACAUCUUCAGGACGUGAUGAGGAGACGCCUCCGCCGCCGCCCGGAACAACGCUAAGGAACCACGGGAGGAAUCACAGUUAGAAAACCGCACAAAUACAACACAAUAUUUAGCUUUUCUUUCCACUGGUCAGCUGUUCUGGAAGCUAAACACUCGACGUGUCACCAGUGCUUCAUAUGUGCUGUUUUUUCCUCUUCACAUCUCAAGAGGAGCUGUCAGAGACACAUGCAGACCCUCAGCAGGCCUCAGCAAUGCCAUACUCAUUACCCUCUAUUACAAUUAACGGCAUGUCUGAAUAAAAAUGCAUGUAUGAGUUUUAGAUCUGCAGGAAAACCAGACUCACCUUUGACCUCUGCGGCAGAGCAGUCGGGGCUGAACUCUGCGAGCUCCGGCCGCCCGUUCACCAGGAAGUGGAUGAUCGUUGUUGUCAUCCCGGCUGCAGAAAUGAGAGUGAGACCCCUCUCUCUGCACACUGACAGGUACAGAGACGCCUGCAGCUGACAGAGAACCACCCACGUAUUACCAAACAUGCAUUCAGGACGCACACUCAGGGGCCUCAAAGACAAGGAACAUUAUCUAAGAGACACAAAAUGACCACAAGUGAUGGAAAACAACCCCCAAAAGAUACAUGGUGACCUCAAAAAGACUCAUGAUGACCUCAGAAAGACUCAUGAUGACCUCAGAAAGACUCAUGAUGACCUCAGGAAGACUCAUGAUGACCUCAAAAAGACAUCAAAUAAAGACAAAAGGUCCUUAAACAACUUAUAACACACACAUAGUGACUUUAAAGGUACAUAACAUGACUUAAAAAGAACCGUAAUUACCUAUGAAAGACAUGAAAUGACAACAACGAGACUUAUACGAUAUUGUAUCUGACAAUAGGUCUGUUCAAAUGUUUAAUGAAUGUCGUAUAUUAUAUUUAUAAUUAUUUAUUGUGUUAAAUUUCGAGUUUUACAACAAAACACACAGAUAUUUGGGGGGAUUUGGGCUGCACUAAUCUGCUAUAAAACCAUGUACUUUUAAUGUAUGGGUUACUAUUGACUCCCCUCCAACAGCAGGGGGGUAUGCUCAUCUAGAGUGAGUAAAUAAAACCAGAGAAGAAGAAAUGCUGUUUUGCAGCGGGUGUAGUGGCGCGCCGCUGCCGGCAGGGGUCGCCUUUCUGCGGCUUCAGUCACUGCAGUCUGUCCACCGACAUGCUGGGAUUUAUCGGGGAAAUAAAGGACGUUGUUAACCUCUUGAAUCACCAUGAAUAACGUGUGAACAGUCCGUGGGUGUGUGUGAUUAUUCAAACACGUGCGGAGGAGUAAAAGUAGUUUAAAGUGCCCAAAAGAAAGUGAGUUAUUGCCGGCGAGUAACGGUACUUUGUGGCCGGAGGAAGCGUCUCCUCUUCGGAUCUUUUCCUGGGAUCAUCCGGAGAUGAAGAGCAGCAGCCGGUGGUCCGGUGCUCCUUUCAGCUCAUCUGCUCCCUGCCUCCUGAAGAUACUGAGAGCAGAGUGAACAGGGUGUCCUGCAGCAGAUCCAGAUCCUGCACACUGUAAGAGUCCCCUGAACAAUCACAGGGGAAGAGGCCGGCUGCACACAGGCAGGCAUGGAGGAGGUGAGCAUGGAGUCUCUGCUGGAGCAGGUGAUGCAGAAGGACCUUGGGGGCAGGCUCCAGGUGGGGCAGGAGGUCACGGAGCUCAUCCUGGCUGAGGAGAGGAGCCCCGACCUGGAACAGGACCAGAGCUUGGUGGACCGCAUGGUGGAUGCUGUGGCCAGCUCUUGGGUCAACUCCAGCAACUUCAAGGUGGUUCUGCUGGGGAUGGACAUCCUGUCGGCUCUGGUCAGCAGACUGCAGGAGAGGUUCAGGACGCAGGUCGGGACAGUUCUGCCGAGCCUCAUGGACCGCUUAGGAGACGCCAAGGACCAGGUCCGGGACCAGGACCAGGCACUGCUGCUGAAGAUCAUGGACCAGGCUGCCAACCCUCAGUUUGUGUGGGAGCGCAUGAUGGGGGGCUUCAAACACAAGAACAACCGCACCAGAGAGGGCCUCUGCCUCUGCCUCAUCUCCACACUCAACGUGUUUGGAUCCCAGAGUCUGACGCUGAGUAAAAUCGUCCCUCACAUCUGCAACCUGCUGGGAGACCCCACCAGUCAGGUGCGUGACGGAGCGAUGAACUGCCUGAUCGAGAUCUAUCGACACGUUGGAGAGCGAGUCAGGAUGGACCUCGGGAAGAAAGGCCUGCCUCAGUCACGGCUGAACGUCAUCUUCAGCAGGUUUGAUGAAGUCCAGCGGUCGGGGAACAUGGUGCUGUCUCCGCUGUCCGACAAAGCGUUCGAGGACGAUGACUCGGGGGACGGCGUCCGCUCCUCUUCCUCGUCCAGAGGAGGCUCGCUGUGCGGGAAGAAGACUCUGAGCAUGGGCUCCUUCAGGAGGCCCGGCUCCAGCAGCAAGUCUGCAGGGAGGGAAGGCUCUGCAACCGGAGCGGUGGACGAGGAGGACUUCAUCCAGGCCUUCGAGGACGUCCCCAAAGUGCAGAUCUACUCCAACAGGGAGGUGGAGGAGGCCAUGACGAAGAUCCGGGACGUCCUGUCCGACGAUAAGAGGGACUGGGAGCUCCGGGUGGCGGCUUUGAAGAAGGUGCGCUCGCUGCUGCUGGCCGGCGCCGCAGAGUUCGAUGCGUUUCCGCAACAGCUGCGUCUGAUGGAGGCGGCGUUUAAAAUGUCCGCCAAGGACCUGCGCUCCCAGGUGGUGAGGGAGGCCUGCCUCACUCUGGGCCACCUGUCUCUGGUCCUAGGGGGUCGUUUCGAUCACGCUGCGGAGGCCAUAAUGCCCAUCCUCCUCACCCUGGUCCCCAACAGCGCCAAGAUCAUGGCGUCCUCCGGGACGGCCGCCACCCGCCUCAUCCUCAAGCACACCCACUACCCCCGUCUCAUCCCCAUCAUCACCAGCAACUGCACCUCCAAAUCUGCUGCUGUCAGAAGGCGCUGCUUUGAGUUCCUGGAGCUGCUGCUGCAGGAGUGGCCGACCAGCUCUCUGGAGAGACAUGGGACCGUUUUAAUGGAGACGAUAAAGAAGGGGAUCCACGAUGCCGACGCAGAGGCUCGCUCCGUGGCCAGGAAGUGCUACUGGAGUUACCAGGCUCACUUCCGGCGGGAGGCGGAGCAGCUGUACCUGAGUCUGGAGGCGUCCUAUCAGAAAGCUCUGCAGUCGCACCAGAGGGGCGGGGAGAACAGCGUGACAUCACUUCCUGCCUCCGACCGGUCCUCCUCCUCCUCCCAGGAGAGCCUCAGUCGACCCGCGUCUGGAAAAAAGACUUUUGGAAGCGGCUCGACAAGAACCAAAGCCUCCCACAGUCGCCCCCCGGCGGCAGCCCCCUCCCCCGCCUCCCUGCAGCGCUCCCGCAGCGACGUGGACGUGAACGCCGCCGCCUCGGCCACCUCCCGCAGGAUGCCCGCCGUGCCGUCCGCCUUCAGCUCCGCCUCCGCCCUCCCCCCCGGGUCCUACGCCUCGCUGGGUCGCGUCCGGACCCGUAGGACGAGCUCAGGAACCGGUCCCUGUGUGACGGACAGCCGGGGGCGCAGCCGGGGGAAAAUCUCCUCCCAGUCUCAGCCCGGCAGCAGGUCCGGCUCCCCCGGCCGGCUGCUGAGCUCCACAUACGGCCGGAUCCCGAGGCCGAACGUGGCCCCCCCCUCCGCCGGCAGCACCCCCACUGGCCUCAGCGACAAGAGCCGGCCCCGGGGCCACCGGAGCCAGGGCUGCAGCCGUGAGACCAGCCCCUCCCGGGCCGCCGCCGCCCGGAGCCGGAUCCCCCGCCCCAGCAUGAGUCAGGGCUGCAGCCGGGAAACCAGCUGCGAGAGCAGCCGUGACACCAGCCCCGCCCGGGGGUUCUCCCCCCUGGACCGGCUCUCCCAUCAGGCUCGGAUCUCAGCCUCCGUCAACGCCAUGAAGGUCCUGAAUACCGGCACCGAGGUGGAGGCAGCCGUCGCCGACGCUCUGCUGUUAGGAGACUCCAGGAAUAAGCGGCGCCCAGUGCGGCGGCGGUUCGAGUCCCCGGGGAUCUACUCGGAUGAAGACGCCAACAGCGAUGCCUCCUCCGCCUGCUCCGAGCGCUCCUACAGCUCCCGUAACGGCAGCGCAGCGCCUCACUUCCUGCGGCAGACGGAGGACGUGGCGGAGGUGCUGAACCACUGCGCCAGCUCCAACUGGUCCGAGAGGAAGGAGGGGCUGCUGGGCCUGCAGAGCCUGCUGCGCAGCCAAAGGAUGCUCAGCCGGGUGGAGCUGAAGCGGCUGUGUGAGAUCUUCACCAGGAUGUUUGCGGACCCCCACAGCAAGGUGUUCAGCAUGUUCCUGGAGACGCUGGUGGACUUCGUGCUGCUGCACAGGGACGACCUGCAGGACUGGCUCUUUGUGCUGCUCACCCAGCUGCUGAAGAAGAUGGGGGCCGAGCUACUGGGCUCCGUGCAGGCCAAGGUGCAGCGGGCCCUGGACGUCACCAGGGAGUCGUUCCCCUACGAGCAGCAGUUCAACAUCCUGAUGCGCUUCAUCGUGGACCAGACGCAGACGCCCAACCUGAAGGUGAAGGUGGCCAUCCUGCUCUACAUCCAGGCCCUGGCCCGCCUCAUGGACCCCGCAGACUUCUGCAACUCCAGCGAGACGCGCCUGGCCGUCUCUCGCAUCAUCACCUGGACCACCGAGCCCAAGAGCUCCGACGUACGCAAGACCCUCCACAGCUGGGCAGGGGAGGAGGUCUCAGGUCGACCCAGCACUGUGUCCUCUCUGCCGGGGGGGGGGGACCUGGAGGAGAGGUGUAAACAGGCAGCUCAGCUGGUGCUGAUCUGUCUCUUUGAGCUGAACACUCCUGAGUUCACCAUGCUGCUCGGCGCUCUGCCCAAAACCUUCCAAGACGGGACCACCAGACUGCUGCACAACCACCUGAGGAGCAGCAGCGCACACAUGGCGUCCACUGGCUCCCCUGCAGGACGGCCUCCCGCUCGCCCCCCUGGUCGUAGCAGCCCCCUGACCUCCCCCACAAACUGCUCCCAGGGGGGGCUGUCUCCCAGCCUGCUGGAUCUGGACGGGGAGAACGUGAACUCGGAGGAGAUCUUCAGCUCGCUGCGCGGCGUCACCGAGGCCAUCCAGAACUUCAGUUUCCGCAGCCAGGAGGAGCUGACGGAGCCCAGGAGGGACGCCAAGGGGGGUGUCGCAGACUUGGAGGUGGUGGGGGGGGGCCGCACGGCACUGGACAACAAGACGUCUCUGCUGAACAUGCCCCCCCCGCGUUCCUUCUGCGGGCCGCGCUUCAGAGACUACAACCCGUACAACUACUGCGACAGCAUCGCAGCGCUGGACAAGGCGGCGCUGCAGGAGGACGCCGGGGGGGGGCCGAACGACGGAAGCAGACAGGAGUGUGUGGAAAACAAGAUGAACCCCAAGAGUUUCCCAGCGGGCCCCGCGGAGCAGCUGCAGCUGGUGGGAGAGCUGCUGAAGGAGCUGUCCCAGGGCCAGGCGGGGGAGCGGGGCCCCGAGGAGCGGCGGGGGACUCUGCUGGAGCUCCUCAAAGUGUCCCGGGAGGACAGCCUGGUGGUGUGGGAGGAGCACUUCAAAACCAUGCUGCUGCUGCUGCUGGAGACGCUGGGAGACAAAGACCACACGAUCCGGGCGCUGGCGCUGCGAGUCCUGAAGGAGAUCCUGAGGAACCAGCCGGCGCGCUUCAAGAACUACGCCGAGCUCACCGUCAUGAAGACGCUGGAGGCGCACAAAGACUCCCACAAGGAGGUGGUGCGUGCCGCGGAGGAGGCGGCCUCCACCCUGGCAGCCUCCAUCCAGCCGGAGCAGUGCAUCAAGGUGCUGUGCCCCAUCGUGCAGACGGCCGACUACCCCAUCAACCUGGCCGCCAUCAAGAUGCAGACCAGGGCCAUCGAACGCAUCACCAAGGAGCCGCUGCACCUGCUGCUGCCCGACAUCAUCCCUGGGCUGCUGCAGGGCUACGACAACACGGAGAGCAGCGUGAGGAAGGCGAGCGUCUUCUGCCUGGUGGCCAUCUACUCGGUGAUCGGAGAGGAGCUGAAGCCCUACCUCGCCCAGCUCACAGGAAGCAAGAUGAAGCUGCUCAACCUGUACAUCAAGAGGGCUCAGACGUCCACCAGCAACAGCAGCAGCUCCUCCGACAUCUCCUCCUACUAACACCUCCUCUUCCUCACUCCUUCCAUUCCCUAAACCCUCCUCUUCCUCCUCACUCCUUCCAUUCUUAAAACCCUCCUCUUCCUCACUCCUUUCAUUCCUUAAACCCUCCUCUUCCUCACUCCUUCCAUUCCCUAAACCCUCCUCUUCCUCCUCACUCCUUCCAUUCUUAAAACCCUCCUCUUCCUCACUCCUUUCAUUCCUUAAACCCUCCUCUUCCUCACUCCUUCCAUUCUUAAAACCCUCCUCUUCCUCACUCCUUACAUUCCUUAAACCCUCCUCUUCCUCACUCCUUCCAUUCCUUAAACCUUCCUCUUCCUCCUCACUCCUUUCAUUCUUUAAACCCUCCUCUUCCUCUCUCCUUCCAUUCCUUAAACCCUCCUCUUCCUUACUCCUUCCAUUCCUAAAACCCUCCUCUUCCUUACUCCUUCCCUUCCUAAAACCCUCCUCUUCCUCACUCCUUCCAUUUCUUAAACCCUCCUCUUCCUCUCUCCUUCCAUUCCUAAAACCUUCCUCUUCCUUCUCACUCCUUCCAUUCCUAAAACCCUCCUCUUCCUCACUCCUUCCAUUCCUAAAACUCUCCUCCUCUUCCUCCUCAUCCCUUUCCAUUCCUCUAAUAUCUUCCAGAAAACCCUCCUCUUCCUCACUCCUUCCUUUCCAAGACCCUUCUCUUCCUCCUCCUCCCUUCCCAUUCCCUCCUGCUGAUGAAGCUGAAGUCGUCCGGAUGUUUCUGCACAGUCUUCCUAAACUCUUCCUCCUCAUGAGCCUUAAAACCUUUAUUGGACCCCCUCCUCCUUCUCUUCCUCCUCUUCGUCUCUCUUGCUUUGACACAUCAAACUGUCCUGUGGUGAAUGUAAAGAGCUCUGAAUGUGUCCUUCCUGAGCAAAGACAGUCUCUGACGGGCUGAAAAACCCAGGGUCCAGCUGAAGAGUGAAAAACAAUCUGCUUUUAUUUUGAAAAUCUGGCCUUUUUUAAAACGUUUCCCUGAAGAAAAGAGUUUGAUUUCCUGCUGUGUUCCUCAGUAAUGUUCAUGUUAGUUUAGGGAUCAUUUGGCUGGCCAAUGGUUUGACUUGUUGGCACCAGUAGUGACAUUAAUCAGCUAAAAUCACAUUUAGCAGUAAUAUAUAAACCAAUGAAUAGGAUCCGAUCUCUUUGCACUCUGCUGAAUUAUAAAUCUCUUUUAUUUUGAAAUCCACAUAAUUAACAGAGUCUUAACGGGCUGUAGGAAUCUAAUUCAGAAACAAGACAAAAUAUUUUAAACAAUCACAAUGUCAACAUUAUUCAUUCAUAUUAAAAUAACCGCUAAUUAUAAUAUUUGUAUUAAUAUCUAUUUAUUUUGUAAACACCAAAAAUCGGCCUCUUUUUAUUUAAAAUCCACAAAAACGUGUGAUCUUGUUUUAUAUAUUUUUUCUCAUUUAUCACUAUAAUUAUUACUUCAUAAUAAUUAGAUAAAUGAUCCCAAAGUUUUUCAGCAUUCCUUUAAUUCUGAUAUUUAAUUUAUAAGUGAAAUAAAUACUUACAACACAGAAUUACAAUAGGGACCAAGCACAUUAAAUAUAUAUUAAAAAAUAAUUGAGUGGAUUUUUAACAACUUAAUUAAGGAGUCAUAAUAAUAAUAGUGAAUUUUAUGUCAACACUACUGUGAUUAUUCCAAACUACUGUAAUAUAACGUAUGUAUCACACUCACAAACUCACCUAUUAUUGCUGUUUUAUUUUAUUUCUGCUUUAACGAGAUUUAACGAGCAGUUUUGGGGGAGAAAUUCCUCUGGAUCAACUGUUCCUAAAUUGAAUGUAAACCACUUUUAAAAUGUGAAAAAUGCGUCUCUGAAUCUGACCACGAAUGCUAAUUGAAUUGAAGUGCCAGCGAGACGGGGAAGAUGAUCUUCGGACAUUAGCAAUAAACCCUGAGAAACCCAGCGUGGAAGCACUGGUUCACUGUACAGCUCUUACUUUGAUGUGUGCACCUAUAACGAAAUGUACCUGCUGCUUAUUAUAACACUAACAUGCGCCUGAACACUGAAAGUCCUCCGACUGAAGGGAAGUAUUAUAUGAAAAGAUUAAGACCACUCUUGUGCAUGUAGAUAUAAAGCAGCUGCAGAAUAACCAGAUUUCUCAUGAAAAUAAAGCAUAUUUGCUGCAUUAAAGUUCAUUAUAAGGCUUAAUGCAUCCUCUGGGGCCCUGGGAUUGUGGUUAAUGCUGCCUUUGUUUGUUAAAAAAGUUAAACCAAGGCUAGGUGGUAUUAUCCAGAGUAUUUGGAUGCUUUACUGACAUUAAAGUGCUAAUACUACACUUUAAAAAUACUAUAUUCACUAAAGAAAUAACAAAUAAUGAAGUAUAAUCAGCUAAAAUGUCAUUAAAGUAUAAAACUUUAAAGUACCUGUUGCAGAAAAAGGCUCAAUCUGAAUCAAUUUUGAUGUCUACUCAUGUCACUUGAAUUCAGCACAAAAUGCUUCAUGUUCAAUGUUUACAGAAAUACAAUUCGGAUCCUGUCCAAAUGUUAAAUCCUUCCCCUUUAGACCGUGCCUCACCUGUCCACCCAGUCUCAUGACAAUCAGACAGGUAGUUUUUCUAUAGUCAUCCUCUAAGAAACACACUAAAAACAUGGCGAAGGUUCCAAACCAUGCUAACAGUUUCCCUCUGUUUCCAGUCACUAUGCUAAGCUAAGCUAGGCUGCUGGCUCCUUACUGCACAGACACGAGAGUGGUUUUAAUCUGAAUGUAGGCGAACGCUGUCUCUGAGCAGACGCGUGAAGGACGCCGUUACUGCAGAUCUCCAGGCCUUAGUGUAUCUCUAAACUCAGAACUGGGACUGUUAAUGUACAGUUGGAAUGUGUCCGUCCAGCGGCCCGCUGUUAGCCGGCUGCAGGAAACCCAAUCUCCCUUUACUGUUUUUGUACAGAGAUUUGAGACACGUCUGCAUGCUCCACAGGAACCAUCAGAACCAGUCGUUCUGGCUGAAAAACAACUGGUUUCCUGAAAGUGUGCCUUCGGGUAAAUCCUGGCAAUAACCUGUGCACCGCUAACCCGUGCUAAGCUAACACUGUAAAUACGCUGGUGUGAUUUUCCACUGAUGCAUGGCUGCCCUUUAGUUUGAUUUCACGCUACUCUACAUGUAUGUGUUCCUGCGUAUGGCUGUAUAUAUUUACAUGUUUGGUGAUAGACUUGAAAUAAACUAUCAGACUUCUA